AUGGAUCCCCUCGAAGAAUCGCCAUGGGGCGAUUCGCAACCUAACUCCGAACCCUCCUCGCAACCGCCGUCCCAGAAUGAGCCGGCAUCGACAUCGCAGGACUCAGCCAAGUCAGAGGCACCCGCUACGACUUCCGCACCCCGUCCGUCACGUUCCGGACCUGUCCGCCGGCUAGUAGCCCAGCCAACCCGUCUCGAGGCCGUAGAUGACCCUCUCGGCCCUCUGGGUCCCCUUGGCGCUCCCGCCGCCGCCGACAAUGGUGGCGACGCGGGCCAGGACGCUCCGCCCGUCCCGCCCCAGAAGGAACAAAUGGUUAUCCGCACCACGAUGCCGACCCAGCAGGCCCGGCGCUCUGGACCGGCCGACCCGCACCACAUUGACGAGGACGACUACGACCGCCCCUCGGGCCCGAGACAGCCGCCGCCCGUUCAGGCUGCGCAUCCCAGUCCCGUCCGGACGCAUACCCAGCCCAGCGUGAGCGUGGAGCAGGCUAGCAAACCGAGCUUCCAAAUCACAGUGGGCGACCCGCACAAGGUUGGCGACUUGACAAGCUCGCAUAUCGUUUAUUCUGUGCGGACCAAGACGUCCUCCAAGGCCUACAAACAGGGGGAGUUCGAGGUCAAGCGCAGAUACCGUGACUUCCUGUGGCUUUACAACACCCUUCAUGGCAACAACCCGGGAGUUGUCGUGCCACCUCCGCCAGAGAAGCAGGCCGUCGGUCGCUUCGAGAGUAACUUUGUUGAAGGACGGCGGGCUGCUCUCGAGAAGAUGCUGAACAAGACCGCGGCUCACCCCACGCUGCAGCACGACGCCGACCUGAAACUGUUCCUCGAGAGCGAGUCGUUCAACGUUGAUGUCAAGCACAAGGAGCGGAGGGAACCGAUCCCGGGUGAGAGCAAGGGUGUUCUCGGAAGCCUGGGAAUCAGCGUCGGCAGUAGCAACAAGUUUGUUGAGCAGGACGAUUGGUUCCACGACCGCAAGGUCUACCUCGACGCCUUGGAGAACCAGCUCAAGGCGCUGCUCAAGGCCAUGGAGUCAAUGGUUGGCCAGCGCAAGAUGAUGGCCGAGGCCGCCGGAGACUUCUCGGCGUCCCUCCACGCGCUGUCUACUGUGGAGCUCUCGCCGUCUCUCUCAGGACCCCUGGACGCGCUGUCGGAGCUCCAGCUUACCAUUCGCGACGUCUACGACCGCCAGGCGCAGCAGGACGUCCUGACUUUUGGCAUCAUCAUCGAAGAGUACAUCCGUCUCAUUGGCUCGGUCAAGCAAGCUUUCGGACAGAGACAAAAGGCCUUUUACGCGUGGCACUCGGCAGAGUCUGAGCUACAGAAGAAGAAGAACAGCCAGGACAAGCUCCUGCGGCAAGGCAAGAGUCAGCAGGACAGGCUGAACCAGGUCAGCGCCGAGGUGGCCGAUGUAGAGAGAAAGGUGCACCAGGCCAGACUUCUGUUCGAGGACAUGGGUCGGCUGAUGAGGGCGGAGCUGGACCGCUUUGAGCGGGAAAAGGUUGAGGACUUCAAGAGCGGCGUUGAGACGUUCUUGGAGAGCGCGGUGGAGGCACAAAAAGAGUUGAUUGAAAAAUGGGAGACGUUCCUGAUGCAGCUGGACGCCGAAGACGACGAGACGGUCUUUUACCGGCCGCCCGUCAUCCAGGCAUCGGGCAAGCCGCCUGGCAACACGGCCAUCGACAGGGCUCGUGCCACCAUCAACGACGACUCCGACUAG
This is a messenger RNA of Colletotrichum truncatum, 1722 nucleotides long. RefSeq lists its product as uncharacterized. Gene Ontology annotation, molecular function: phosphatidylinositol binding. Gene Ontology annotation, cellular component: endosome. Gene Ontology annotation, biological process: retrograde transport, endosome to Golgi; protein retention in Golgi apparatus. The record is from RefSeq and is a predicted model, not a curated record. Lineage: Eukaryota; Fungi; Ascomycota; Sordariomycetes; Glomerellales; Glomerellaceae.